CAUUCGUUAUUCCAUACYCCAAAAACAKCCAGAAGAAAGAACUUCACGAUGAGUCGAUGGGCCGAUUCUACAGACGACGAAGAUGAUUACCUACACGAUGGUGAUCACGAAGAUUACGUCGAGCACGCUGUUAGUGCGGAUCAAGUGAGUACGAUUUGAUUCGAUCUGCAAGGUAUUCAUGCAGAUGCGAAGGUACUCGAUACAAUCCAUGGUUCUAUAUUUUACAAAUUCUGAUCAAUCUGACCACCCUUGUUUUUCUUCUCUCAUCAAUUCAAYGCAUUGCAUCUCGGUCUGGAAUUUUUGCUAUGCAUYGUUCACUGCGUAUWUGUUCGUGCAACUUGCUUCCCUGAACAACAAACUCGUGUCACGGGAUUCCUYCACACCUUUAUCAUUUCGCUUGCUUUGUCCUUUGGUUUAGCUGAGAGAACCAAUGCCACUUCCUGAGCACAACGUGCACCUUCCCGACAAAAACAUUGCGGAGGGCGCCGAUGACGAAGACGCCGAAGCCGAGGCCGAGGAAGAAAGCGAAGAAGAAGAGGAGGAAGAAGAGACCGAAGAGGAAAAGGCGGAKCGACAGCGCCGCCUCGAGGAAGCAAAAGCAGCUGCCAAAGCCAAAAAAGAGGCGGAGGAGGCCGCGGCAAAAGAAAAGGCACAAAAGAACGACCUUGACAACCUCGAUGACAUUUUGAAUGAAAUGGGCAUCGAAGCAGCCCCCGCGGCAGAGGAGCAAACGGUAGCCGCUGACGACAAUGAGGAACCCGAGGCCGGAGGAGGCACUAACAGCCGCAGGCGAAAGAAGAAGAAAAAGAAGGGGGGCCCUGCGGCUGCGGAAGCCGCUCCURCUGCUAGCGAGGAACAGCCCACCACGGUGGACGUUGCCGCCGUGAUGAAAGCCAAGGCCGGGAAAAAGAAGUCGACGACGAGUGCGGCUAAGGCUGCCGCCCAGGCCGCGUCUUCCGAAAGCAAAUCCGCGAAGGGAAAGAAAAAGAAGCUGAGUAAAAAAGACAAGGCCCUGCAAUACGGACGGUAGUGCCGUUGUGAGCUAAGCAUSAGGUACUUUAACUACUAGUGCCUGCMUUGCUGCAACCGAUGCAAUCCCCUACGGACACAACGCUCCAACGGUUUUGACAUCUCUAGAGAAAUGAAUAUGCUACUGACCAUUGUACAUAUAUUCAUCGCCCAAAAUAAACCUAAGACCAAUCC
This is a messenger RNA of Pseudo-nitzschia multistriata, 1203 nucleotides long. Lineage: Eukaryota; Bacillariophyta; Bacillariophyceae; Bacillariales; Bacillariaceae. The record is from the annotation of a GenBank genome assembly.